ACUGCGGGAGGGAGUGUCACAGGAGCAGGAGGCCCAUGAACAGUGACUAGGGGUGGGGGCUUUCACUACUGUUUUGGAGUAUGGGGAUGAUCUUCCUCUGCAGAGCACCCAUAGUCGCUGUGUUUGUGAAUGCAGUAUCGAGCCACCAGAGGGCGAUAAACACAGUGCAUUGUCCUCCGAGCCUAGCAGAGUAGUUCUGAUCUCCUGGGAGGACGAUAGCUAUGCCCUGUCCCCCUGGGGAGUGGCUGCUGGACCCUUCUGAAGGACAGCAGUUGGUCCUGAACGCUGUGUUACUCACCAGGAUGAAGGUGCUGAGGAGUGGCCUGAGGGCUGUUUGCACAGAGAAGGUAAUAUUGGUGUAAGUGACAGUGUAUGUAAACUGCUAGUUCUCCCUGUGUAACCCCCACAUGGACACACUCAUAUUCCAGCACCAGAGAAUUACCCUGGUAUGUCUAAGUUGGUUAAAUACACUGGUUUAAUCAUACCAGUAACUGGUAAAGACUGUCCUGUGUGGACAAGCCCUAAUUCCUGCCCAGCUGGUGAGACUGAGCUUGCCAGCUCUCCCUGACCGUGUAUCACCAGGGUGGAGGUGAGAGUUUCAGCCCAGCAGACGACCCCCCCCCCCCAAUACCACACUGCCGCCUUAGGUCCUGGUGUUGCUCUCUGGUUCCAUGGGCUUUGUCUCCUCUAGGUCAGCGGUCUCCCCAGCACAUGAGCUGCAAGUACUGCCUCAUGCAGUGCCAUCCAUGCUGAGGCAUGUGCUGUGUGAUGCAUUACCGGAUGGGAGGCAUCACAGUGUGCUCACAGGAGGUCCAGACAUGCCAUGUGCUGGUGCUGGCAUGCUUAGGAUUUUCUGAUUGACCUACCCACCAUUGCGGAGGGGGCGCUCUACACACACCUUUCCUACACUCUGGGGCAGGUGUAGAUGUAGCACCCUGCAUGCAUUAAGUAGUGCUCUGUCCCCAGUUCCAGUCAACCAAGGUGGAUUAGCAAACUAGGGACACCAGGUAGUGUGUGCUCUGAGCCCUGACACUGCAGCAUGGGGGCUCUUUACCUUCUGUGAGUCUCAGAAGAGCUUGCAGCGAGGCAGGGGAAAGCACAGGGGAGGGGUGACUACCUGAUCACAGUGCCUUCUAUGAUGAUUUGUUCAGUUACACCCUUGUUUUCAGAAUGCAGAAGUGCGGUCGCUGGGGUUACUGUGAAUUGGAGAGGUUCUGCUGGGAGUUUCUGUCCCUGAUGCCCUCCAUACUAAAUCUGCCUUGCAGCCUCCUUAUCGAGAUGUUUCCUGGCCUGGGCUGUACCAGCACAUCUGUGGCUGUAUGGGGUUUGAAAAGUCCCAAAUUCAGCUCAUUGUGUGUGCUGUCAAUUUCUCUGAAAUAAGCUGGUGAGUCCCAGUAUGUGAGCACUACUUUCCACUCCAAAUAAACCACCUUCCAUGGCCAGUCACUGCACGCUCUGUCCCCUUCCAAUAGCCCCAGCUAGACAGACCGUGUCCAUGGUGGCAGGGCUACAGAGGGGUCCUCAGGGCUGGAGAGGAGCAGGGGAAAUGAGCUGCCCUGGGUUCUCUGGCUGGUUGUUGUAUUUCUGCUCUAGACAGUCAAGAAGUAAAAACAGAAGUCUUCAGUCGGGUCACUUCUGAAAUGUGGGCCUUCCCUGUGCCUGAGGUGGGCGUGUGAAGAUGAUGUCCUCAGAGGGGUGUGCUCUGAGUCACCACAAAGCUCUUAGCUUCUUGGGUAGGAGACAUGCUAAAAAUGCAAAAUAGGAGCACCUGAGAUCUGACACGGGAAACUGACUAGAUCCAUUGCCCAAGAGACGUGCAGUGUGGAAACAAAUCGUAUCAAUAGCAAAAAGGACACAGUAUCUAUAAUGUCUCUAGUAAUCUCAGGUGUGACUAGUAACCUGGCUAAUUCAUGGGGUCCAAAGCCAGAAGGUACCGUUAUGGCCAUCUAGUCUGACCUGUAUAAGACAGGCCACAAGCCUUUGCAGAAUUGAUUUCUAGUUGCACUAGAGCAUAACUUAAAAGAAAAAUCCACUCCAUCUAAAAAUUGCCAGUGCUGGAGAAUCCACUGUGACUGCUGGUAAAUUUGUUCCGAUGGUUAAUUCCCCUCGCUAUUAAACAUUUACACUUAUUUCCGGUCUGAAUUUGUCUAGCAUCAGCUUCCACCCCCUGGAUGGUGUCAGACCUUUCUCUGCUAGGCUGACUUAUAGAGUGAGCAGCGUCCCAGCUGUUGGCCGGUUACCCAAACCGGAACCAUGCCCCUUCGCAGAGUUGCCUGGUGGUAGCUGAGCUGCUGUCAGUUUAGGGUAUUGCCAAGUAAACUGCAGUUAAAGGAGGUUUGGAUUCCAUGGUGAAAACCUCCAUCCUUGCCAACCUGAUCACUAGUGAUGCAGCCAGGUAAGUAGCAGAGGCUAAGGCCUGGGUGUGGGUGAUUUUCCAUUUCCUCCUUCCGUAGAAGCUGUGAGGUGUGUGCACUCUCCCCUGGGGAUGCAGUUACUAAACACCUGUUUAUAGUAACCAUUGUGAGCAUCAGGCUGGAAAAUAUCCCCAAGGUGCGACUCACUCACUCAAUAGCAGCCGAUGCUGGAGCUCCAGGCAGGUGAGUGACUUCCAAGCAUAGGACUUUUCCACUCAGUGCGUUGCCUCUUAAGUUUUCUCUCCAGCUCCUGCAUGCCUGCGAGGCUCACUAACCUCGUGAGGUCUGUAAUGCUCUGGCACAAGCUAGGCUAUGCUGAGAGGCCAUAGCUAUCUAAUGCACAGCCUCUCCAGUAACGAUGGCUUUCUCUAGGAGCUAUGGCCUCACUGCAGGAAUCUCGGUGAGAUUGCCUUGCCUGUGCUGUGCAGGAGGCUAUAUUAGAUCAUCAUCAUGAUCCCUUCACACCUUAAUGCCUGUGCAUUAUACAGAGCCCCACUGUGUUCUGGGGAGUCCCCAGUCUAUCCUGGGGCAGGGGGGCUGUCACUGGAAUGGCCCAGCCUCUCUUGUUGCCUGGUCCAGCUGUGAGUGGUAGGAAGGGAAACACCCAGAGGGGGUGUGACUGCCAUGGUGUGUGAGGAGUGGGAGCGCUGAGCAUGUUGCUCCCGCAGCCCGCUAAAGCGAGAUCAGGGUGUGUCUGUUCCCAGCAUGUGAGCACGGGCCAGAGCUACAUGGUUGUGAACUGCCUGGCUGUGAGCACGUCAAUCUCUGCCCCUUGGUGCUGUGUUAACAAGAAGGGUGAGAGAGGGGGUGACUGGUGUAAAUAGCAAAUCCAGCGCUCUGCAUGCCACACGGCGCAGCACUCCCCAUCUCACCCCAAGGUUUAGGAGCCGGCUUAUGGAGCAGAUAGUGGUGGGUCAGUGAGGGACUCAGCCCCGUAACCAGCCUCCUGGACUGAGCUGUGUGUAUAGGAGGGGCCAUGUGUGGAAGGGGGGAGAAAAGGAAAAUCUGUGGAUCAUCUGAGAGCUGGGCUGAGAGAAACCCUAAAGCCAAGGAAACAAAUUACAUAGGCUGGGGGCAGAGACUCCCGCUGCAUCACCUCUGCCUCCUCCUGCCCAGGCUGGCGGCCAUGGAGACCAGCUGGGACAGCAGCCUCCACAGCUGGGCCGGGCCUGCCCCGGCUGUGAUCCAAGCCACCACGUACUCCAAGGCAGCGCGGCAGGCUGAGGAAACCAGGGAGGAGCUGGAAAAGAUCCGGGCGCGGAUUGACCAUAUGAUGCAGGCCUAUGAGCGCAGUGAGCCCGUCUCCUCUGCCCAGCAAGCAGCCACGGAGAUUGUGGAGGAUGUGGAGCAGCUGGCAGCCGUCUUGGGGGACCCUGUGAAGAAGAGGAGAUACCAGCAGCAAGUGACUGUCUUCAUCGUGGGGUACCAGGAGUCCUGUGGGCAGCGCAACAGCCUCCUGAGCCAGCUGCAGGAGUUCUUCAGCUGCUCCGCGGAGCUCGGGCUGGCGGAGGAGAGCCACAGCCUGCUCGACGACUUCCCCGUGCACAUGGACGACGUGGCUGGCACGGUGACAGCGGCUCUGAGUUCGGCCGAAGCAGCCAUGUCCCGCCUGGUGGAUCUGAACAAGGACAUUAUCAGCUACAUGACCAGCGCCCUGGCCACCCACAGCCCCAAAAGGAGCCACAGGAAGCAAGUGGAGAAGGCUUUAGACAAGGCUAAGGAAGAGGUGGUCCAGAUCAAACACAGGCUCCUGCAGGCUCAAGCAGACGUGGAGACCAAGGAACGACAGCUGAAGGACCUGCAGCAGCUGAGUGAGAUGAAGGCAAAGGAGAGCCGGCUCUCCCGAGCCCAGCUGGAGAGCACCCAGAGACGCCUGCAAAGCCUGGAGCAGGAGAGUGGGGCUCAGAGGGCCCGCCUGGAAGCCGAGCUGAGGAGCCGGGACUUGCAUAUAGCAGAGCUGGACGGGUUCCUGCAGGAGAAGGCGCGGCCGCGGAGGGAUGUGGCCACCCAGUGCAGCAAAUGCUCCCCAUCCAGCCCUGCUGCAUGCUCAGGGGGGCUGCUCCCCUCUUGCAUGGGGGCUGCCCAGGAGGGGCCACCAGCAGGAAGGGAGCUCGGGGAAAGGCUGGCAGAGUCCAUGGUGCGACCUGAAGGGGGGUUCCCGAUCCCAGAGCACUCGGAUCAGCCGCAGCCCAUUGGUGGUCCCUUGGCACACUCAGCUGUCCUGGGGCCAGAGGCACUGUCUGGGCCAGCCAGAGGGCCCAGGGAAGCCGGAAAGGAAGAGGAAGAUGCUGAAGAGGAUUCAGCCACACAUCCUGCAGGGGGUGAGAGGAGCCCCAGGCGGGGCGCUGCAGCCGGGAAUGGAGCGGUGCAGACCCCUGAGGCCUCGGCUACUUGUGAGCUCCUGGCCGCCCUGGAGGCAGAGUUAGCUGCAGCCCAACUGCAAAGCCAUGAGGACACAGAGCACUGGGAAAGGCACUGCAGGACCAUGGCAGCUGAGUGGGAGGAGGUGGGUGUUUGCAGGGCCUGGCAUGGUGGGGGAUGGGGGCUGGUUCCGGGGGCACAAGAUUUCCUAGGGGAAGAGAAGAGAUUUCAGAUUCUCCCAAGUCGCUGCCUGUCAUGUGAGGGAGUGUCCAAGCUCCGUGGGGCUCUCCAGGAUCUGUGGAUCCAGGGGGUUCAUUGCUUGGAUGUCGGGAGUGUGACAGGCCUGGGCAUGGCCUCCCAGCCGGGCGUGCUCCAGCAGGCACGCAUUGCCAGGAUUGUCCCUCGCCGGGGGGGGCCGCAUAGCCAAAAUCCGCACCUGCCCUGUGUGUGGAAGGGCAGGCUGGUGUGGCCUGGGACCUGCACGAGUGCUGGGGCGGGGUUGCCUGUCCUGUGCUCUAGGAGGGGCAGAGAUUCUUGCAGCAGACAUGGCACCCAGCGGAGACGACGUGCCCAGCAGAGACGUCCCAGCGGGGGGAGACCGCUCAGCAGUUGAGGACAGUGCUGCAGAACCUGCCAAUGCAGCCGGUGGAGAUGGUGCAGCAGACGCAGCCGGCUGAGCGAGUGGAGACAGCCCCACAGAUGUUUGCAGCCGGAUCGCAGUUGGCUUUGGAGGCCAGAGGUUUCCCUGAGCUGACUCUGCCCCCCACCCCUGCUGGAGGAGCCGCUC
This is a messenger RNA of Caretta caretta (loggerhead turtle), 5562 nucleotides long. The record is from RefSeq and is a predicted model, not a curated record. NCBI's taxonomy places the organism in Eukaryota, Metazoa, Chordata, Testudines, Cheloniidae.